Molecule: messenger RNA, 375 nt
Organism: Cylindrotheca closterium
Lineage: Eukaryota; Bacillariophyta; Bacillariophyceae; Bacillariales; Bacillariaceae
Source: the annotation of a GenBank genome assembly
AUGUACUAUAUAGUAUAUGUUUUCACCUUCAAACGACUCUUUGAUGCCUACUCGGAUCCAGUCUCGUACAAACAAAAGUUCCUCGAUCAGAAUGCCUUUUUGGUAUAUUAUACCAAAGGAUUUGAUGGACCGGGGCGGCCCAACAUUGAAGAGGAUGAUAGCAAUGAGAAGCAAACUCUGCAAUUUGGCAUCCGCAACGAAGCCUGGAUCAAUUGGGAAAACUUUUUGGUGGAACUCAAGUUUGUGGGUGAAGAAAAAGACACGGAAGCCACAAAGUAUUUGGACGAAACCUUGAGAUAUGUGGAUUAUUACCUCAAAUUAGCUCCACCACAAGAUGUACGCGAGGCCAAAAAAGCAGUGGAUCUAUCUUGGUAA